Molecule: messenger RNA, 925 nt
Organism: Setaria italica (foxtail millet)
Lineage: Eukaryota; Viridiplantae; Streptophyta; Magnoliopsida; Poales; Poaceae
Product: protein app1
Exons: 1
Coding region: 106-600 (164 amino acids)
Source: RefSeq, a predicted model, not a curated record
ACCCGUGUCCUCGCAUCUCCAGCAAGCAAAGCGGCUUCAGUUUCUAGCUAGUUCUUAGGAACUCUUCCUGUUAACCUAGUAGCAAAGAGAACACCAAGAUCAGUCAUGGCUUCCGCCUCGGCUCUCUUCGCCACGGCGCUCGUCAUGGCGCUCAUGCUCGCCGGCAGCAGCACGAGCCACGCCGCGCGCCACCUCGCCGACACGACUCCGGCAGCAGCGCCCGCCGCCGUGCCGGGCAUCCCUGCGAUUCCGAAGCCGCCGGUGCCCACCGUGCCCGCGGCCGCCCUGCCACCGAUGCCCGCCGUGCCGACGAUGCCCGCGGCGGCAGGCAUGCCACCCAUUCCCGCGGUACCGACGGUCCCCGCGGUCACCGUGCCACCGAUGCCCACUGUGCCAGCUGUCCCCGCGGCGACCCUGCCGCCGAUGCCCGCGGUGCCCACCGUGCCGAACGCGGCAUUGCCACCCAUGCCGCCGAUGCCUGCCGUCCCCAAGGUUACCUUGCCGCCGAUACCUGCCGUGCCGAAGGUGACGCUGCCGCCGAUGCCCUCCAUCCCCAGCGCCGUGCCGAUGCCGUUCUUGGCGCCGCCUCCUUCGGCGUAAUCAAGCAUGCGCGCAGUGCAUGUGUGGCGACGCUGAGUGUCCUCUGUCAAUUUCCCAUGUCUGAUUGUUGAGUCGUUCGUUCGAUCGAGUAUUUGCUGUAUUUUCAUGAACAGAUUUGUUGGAGUUUCUUUCUUGGCUUCCAUUUGAUUUGUGUGUUUAAUUUCUAUUGUAUAUGUAUUAGUUGGAGAGGUCUCAGGUUUUGUCAUUGAUUACUUUGUACGUGUACAGAGUGAUCAGGAUUCUCGUGUUGUAUAUGGAUUCAAUUUGGUGACAUUGUGUUUCAUCAUUGUAUAAUGGAAGUACUCAUAUCUUCUUUGCAAUCUUA